This is a messenger RNA of Paramecium sonneborni, 671 nucleotides long. The record is from the annotation of a GenBank genome assembly. Lineage: Eukaryota; Ciliophora; Oligohymenophorea; Peniculida; Parameciidae.
AUGGAUUAGCAUCAUAAAGAAAUUGUGUUAAUUUUUUUAUUUUAAUGAUUGCAUCAAAAUCCAUUAACAAUUAUUAAUAUCAUUUCAAAUGUAAAUGAAAAAAGAUUGCAUUUUUAAAAUAUUGCUAUAGAUAUAACUCUUUUCUUAAAGGAUUUAAGCCCAAAAAUAGUUACAGUUUCUUUGGCAUACAAAGAAUAAGCUUAUUUGUAUAUAAAUUAUCCAAAUAUAUCCUUAAAAUAAAAAAGGAUGAUGAAAAAUGGAAAAAAAAAUUUUUAAGCCAAAUUUGAUUUCUAAAAAUGUCAAAGUUAUAGAAUUGAUGUAUUUUUAGAUAAUAAUACUUCUAUUGGAUCUAUAAAUGUAAUAUAGUAUGGUGAAUUUUUAGUUUUAUUUAGGGGAAUUAUUAUAGAAAGGAUCAAAAUGAAAGAAACUAAAUAUUAUUAAAUUUUAAUAAAAUCAUAAUUGAUUUAGUAAGGAAAUAUAGUAUUCCAAAAUUUGCAGGAAUUAAUCUUUUGAAUACAGAUGGAUUAUUAAGUCGUUCAGAUCCAUUUUUUAAAUUUUAUUAAUGGGAUGAAUAAUGGAAUGAAAUUCAUUAGACAGAAUUUGUAGAUAAUAAUUUUAUCCAACUUGGAUACCAUUUUAAUAGAUAUGGGUUUAAUGAAUUUCGAAGAUGA